UUGUCCCCGCGGAGGACCCGUUGGCCGCGGGGGCUUGUGGGAGAGGAAGAUGGCGGCGGCUGGCUGCUUUCGGGCUGCCCGUAGUCUCCUGCUGCUACCAAGGGCAGGCUCUGGCAUUCCUGCCUCAGUGUCUCCUGUACUGCAGCAGCAUCGUCAUGUACAUUAUACUGUGAUCCCCCAUGGAAGAAGCGGGCGUUCCUCCGUUAGCGGCAUUGUGGCAACUGUCUUUGGGGCCACAGGAUUUCUGGGACGAUAUGUUGUCAACCGCCUGGGGCGUAUUGGAUCCCAGAUAAUCAUACCCCAUCGCUGCGAUCAGUAUGAGCUCAUGUAUCUUCGACCUAUGGGUGACCUGGGGCAAAUUCUGUUCUUGGAAUGGGACUCUAGAGACAAAAACUCUACCCGAAGAGCCGUGGAACACAGCAAUGUGGUCAUUAAUCUUGUUGGACAAGAAUGGGAAACAAAAAACUUCAGUUUUGAAGAUGAAUUUGUAAAUAUUCCUAGAGAGAUUGCCCAAGUAACCAGGGAAUCUGGAGUAGAAAAACUCAUUCACAUCUCUCACCUGAAUGCUGACAUGAAAAGUCCUUCCAAAUACCUUAGGAAUAAAGCUGUUGGAGAGAGGGUAGUGAGGGAGGAAUUUCCAGACGCUAUCAUUAUGAAGCCCGCUGAGAUUUUUGGAAGAGAGGACCGUUUUUUCAAUUAUUAUGCAAAUAUGCGUUCCUUUGGUGGUGUGCCACUUAUUGCUCUGGGCAAGAAAACAGAGAAGCAACCUGUAUAUGUUGUUGAUGUAGCCAAGGCAAUUAUUAGUGCAAUUAAGGAUCCUGAUGCUAAAGGAAAAACAUAUGCCUUGACUGGACCUCAUCGAUACCUUCUUUAUGACUUGGUAGACUAUCUGUAUGCGACUGCCCAUAGAUACUAUCUCCCAUACCCACUCCCACGUCCUCUCUACCAUUUAUUUGCAAGAUUCUUUGAGAUUAGUCCAUUUGAACCAUGGACAACGAGAGACAAAGUGGAUCGGAGCUUUCAUAGCAAAGACAUGAAGUUCCCUGAUCUUCCUGGGUUGGAGGACCUGGGCAUUCAACCAACUCCUGUAGAACUAAAAGCAAUUGAAGUUCUGCGCCGUCACCGCAAAUAUCGCUGGCUGGACGCUGAGCUGGAUGACACAAAACCAUCAAAGACUAUUCCCAUCUAACAGUGGCAAAGGUGGCUUCCAGUGCUUUUCAGACUGCCUUUUUGCUGACCUACUUUGUUUGGAGAAUUCUGUACAUACUGAAUAAAAUCCUUACGUUGAUCAUGAAA
This is a messenger RNA of Gopherus evgoodei (Goodes thornscrub tortoise), 1296 nucleotides long. It is a transcript of the gene NDUFA9, whose product is annotated as NADH:ubiquinone oxidoreductase subunit A9. The transcript has 12 exons. The record is from RefSeq and is a predicted model, not a curated record. Gene Ontology annotation, molecular function: protein-containing complex binding. Lineage: Eukaryota; Metazoa; Chordata; Testudines; Testudinidae. Bases 50 to 1189 code for a protein of 379 amino acids. Gene Ontology annotation, cellular component: mitochondrion.